CUGGGUACUACCUGAUGACGUCUCAAGAAACGGCCAAAGCAGUGUAAAAUCAGCCAUGUUGACUAGCGCAGUCACAAUAAGACGCUGCCUCAUUAAACUCACCAAAAGUGAAGUACUUUAUGGUUUUGUAUGUUAAUAAAGCAAAGGCGUGGAGCGAUAGAUGUGUCAUGGUAAUUUUGAGUGCGAGCCGAAGUGAAAUCACCGAAAUAUCGAAGCUGUAACACUUAUGUGACCCACAUUGUGUUUUAAAACCCAAAUGGUGCAGUUAAAGUUAAACGGUUCUAGCGACAACAUGAAGUGAUCCGAGUGUUUUUAACAUGUCAAAAAAACCGCCAUUCAUCGCAAAAACAAACGAGAACAACGUAGUGCCGCCGAGAUACCAACCGCCACCAAUACCAAACAACCAGGGAAUACUUAAAAAAGAUGCUAAGAAUUUUGCAGGAAAAACUGGGGAUAACGUAAUUAGUAGACCUGAGAAUAUACCCCCUAAAAUACCCUAUCACUACCCCAACAAACAGUACCAGUACCCUGUGUAUCCAGCGCAAAUCAGAACGCCCUUGGAGGAACCACAGAGAACUACAGUGCAGAUACACCAGGAUUCCAGACCCAGACCACUGGAUGAACCAGGGAUUCCCCAAAUAGACCCCCGGCUUCAUAGAGCCCCCAUUAGAUACGAAGAGGAGUUCGUGCGUCCAGAAAUGCUGAAGUUCGUGCGCAAACAGGACAUCCCCGACCAACGGCACAUGCAGAAUGCCCUGCUGGAGCUGAGGUCCCUGAAAGAAGCCAAUCAGCACCUGGCGGACGACAACCAGGAGCUGCGCGACCUGUGCUGCUUCCUCGACGACGACAGGCAAAAGGGGCGCAAGUUGGCGCGGGAGUGGCAGCGUUUCGGGCGUUACACCGCCUCCGUGAUGCGGCAGGAGGUGUCCGCGUACCAGAUGAAGCUCCGCGAGCUGGACAACAAGCAGCAGGAGCUGAUCAAAGACAAUUUGGAGCUGAAGGAGUUGUGCUUGUACUUGGACGAGGAGAGGGGCGGCAAUUCGAUGUGCGCCAACUGCGGUUCGGUGCCCGCCAACAACUUGAGGGACGACGGGGACGGUUCGAGUUCGAGCACCAAUGCCGACGAGCCGGCGGUUCCGCAACAGUUCGGUGCUGGCGGGGAGCCGCCGCGGAGGAGUGCCAGUAGGGAGAGACUUUUGCACGAGAAUUUGGCCAGGCAGAGGAGCACGUUUAACGACCAAAUCAUGCAGUACGUGCGAAGCCUAGAGCAGCGCGUGAACCAGCUGGAAGAAGACAAACGCUCGCUAACCCACAAGAUAAAUCAGAUCGCGACCAGUACCGGGGACCAAAGUCUGGCGAUUCCGCAGGACAGCGGGGCGGGGGUGCUGAGCGGAAGGCCGGAAGCCGUGGUGAGGGCUCUCCAGGUUCUCGAGGUGCGAGAGCAGCUGGAAAGAGAGGCCAGAGCACCGGACAGAACCGACCCCGUGCCGGACACGGAUAUGGACGACGGGGAGAAGGCUUUAGUCCGGGAGAUGUGUAACGUUGUAUGGAGGAAACUCGAAGAAGCCCCCCCAUUAUUAAGACGAUAAAUAUGAAUGUUGUGUAAGAUUAAAAAUUAUUAAAAAAUGCCCCAAGAAGCUGGGUAAAUUUUAAGUAAAAUUAUUUAUUUUUAUUCAGAAUGGAUAAUUUAAUAUUUUAAUUGGCCAAUUUGUAUUAA
Brassicogethes aeneus is the source of this 1717-nucleotide messenger RNA. The record is from the annotation of a GenBank genome assembly. NCBI's taxonomy places the organism in Eukaryota, Metazoa, Arthropoda, Insecta, Coleoptera, Nitidulidae.